CCUCACUCUUUUCAGUUCCCUAUAAUGUGCCCCCGUCUCUGCAACUCUGCAAUGCCUAUUAAGCUGAAGCCUUCAAGAACUGACCAUGGACAAUCUUGGGUAAUGACUCAAUUAUAUGGCUUAAUCGCAGAUAAUUUCUCCAUAAUACUGAGAAUUGGUGCAGUUGCUAAACUGAGGCUCAGAAGCUGCAUGUGCCAUUGCCCUCAGCAAUAAUCUGUUCAAGGUGAAUUAAGGAGCAACGAAAAUAAGAGGCUGCAGGAGCAUCAACAAUGGUGUUCGUUUCCAGUAGUAACCCCCACAACAAGGAGAUAUCGAUUAGGAGAAGAAUUUCCAGCAUAUUUAAUAAGCGAGAAGACGAUUUUCCAUCCCUGAUAAAAUACAAUGAUUACCUGGAGGAAGUGGAGGACAUGACGUUCAACUUGAUUGAAGGAAUAGAUGUUCCUGCUAUUGAAGCAAAAAUUGCAAAGUACAUGGAAGAAAAUUCUGAGCAAAUAAUGAUUAAUCGAGCCAGGAAGGCUGAAGAACUAGCGGCAGCUGUAGCAGCAAGCAAGGGGAUUCCUGCCCAAACUGAAACUGAUAGGGACCCUGCCUCAGGCUCACAAGGGGGCUUCAGUAUCACUGCACCGGGGCAAUACGCCCCCACAAUUGCUGGAGGGCAGCCACGUCCCACUGGCAUACCUCCUCAACCAGUAACUGUUGGAGGGGGGCUAGACAUGCAAGGUUUCGAUGAUGAACAAAUGAUGAAGCUCCGAGCAGAGAGGGGUGGAAGGGCAGGUGGAUGGAGCAUAGAAUUAAGCAAGAAGAGGUCACUUGAUGAAGCCUUUGCAAGCUUGUGGGUUUGACAUGACUGCCGACAGCAGCUUUUAUCUAACAUUUUUCUCCAGGAUUCGGACAUCUGAGCUAUGUAAACUGAGUGUUGAGAGAUCUAUUUAAAUGGCGCUAAACAGGCAUGACCUAGACUCUGCCUUGGUGCCUUCGAUACCAAAUGAGACGUUUAUUUAAUUCCUAAUGUAUUAUGAUUAUGAUUACAAGGGACUUACAUACUCACCUUUCUAAACCCUAUUAGUAAGUACUUAGAUUCCUUAUAGGAAUAGACAUA
Molecule: messenger RNA, 1099 nt
Organism: Tripterygium wilfordii
Lineage: Eukaryota; Viridiplantae; Streptophyta; Magnoliopsida; Celastrales; Celastraceae
Exons: 6
Coding region: 270-842 (190 amino acids)
Biological process (GO): regulation of transcription by RNA polymerase II; DNA repair; regulation of cyclin-dependent protein serine/threonine kinase activity
Cellular component (GO): transcription factor TFIIH holo complex
Source: RefSeq, a predicted model, not a curated record